CCAAAUAUUUUAGCUGGUUUUGCCCCUGAAAUAAUUUGUUCCCCCUCCAAAACAUGGGAAAAAAUAAACACACCUUGUGAAUUUUGAAACUGUUGGUCAUUAUUUUUCUUUAUAUCGUUUGAAAUAUUUAUUUUUUAAUAUUUUAAAAUCAAAAUGGUUAAAAUAAAUAGGACUGUUAGUUUGAUGAUCUUUAUGAAAGGUAUUUUCUGUUUAGAUGUUUAUCUAUUUAAAUAUUUUUAUAUAUUUACAAAUACAUUUGGAGAUAUUACAACUAACAAUGUACCUUACAAUAUAAACACGCUGUUUUCUGGACAGUCAAAAAUCACGUGAUGCUAUUCCUUCAAUCAAUUAUGCAAAUGUGCAAGUCCGCUCUGUUGGUCAGGUUGUUUAUCACGUUUUGCUUUAUGUUAAGCCAACUAUUGCAUUAACUCGACACUUUUCAUAAAUAUGGACAGUUUGGAAUAUGAAACGCUCUUUAACUAUAAAGCUAAAGGCGAAUAUCCCCCGCAGUCAACAAAGCAAAACAAAUAUGUCAUUCGAAGGAAAGCCUCUUCGUACAAGAUUGAAGGUAAGAAUUUUUAUCUUCCAGAGUGAUACCUUGAAGGUAACCUCUACUUUAAUAUGUAUCAAAUAGUGGAAUGCAUUAGUUAUCUAAAAAGCAGUUAGAUAACACUCAAUGCUUUUUUGUUAUUGAUUUCCUGCUGUAUUAAUUUCGAUUAAUAUGUGUGCCCACACGAUUGUUACUCCAAGUUAUAAUGCAGGAAUAACGCACAAUUUUCUUGACUGCACUGGUUAUUCAUGUGAAUUACACUUCUACUCCAUUUCUACUUUUAAGUUGUGUUGUAGAAAGAUUCCCAAACUGCUACAUUAAUCAAUAAAAGAAACAAAAUCUAGCAAAGUGGCCAAUUUUAAAUGAAUAUGCAUUUGAUAAUGUCUUUCUUUAUGUUCUGUUUAUUGCAUGCUUCUUGUUUCAACUUCUAUGUAUAAGUCAGGUAGUAGUAUACAUUUGCCUAUUUUUAGAAUUAUAAAUGUAUUUUAAUAAUAGAAUUUCAUGCUUCAGUCAUAUUUUUAUUAGUGUCCUUUAUCUUUUCCAAGGAAAUGACCUCUUCUAUGUUAGACACAAAGGCAGUUCUUCCACAACAAAGGUGAAAGUUGUUAAAGGUGCAGAGGAAGCCGAAAGAAUAUUUGUUGACCUCCAUGCCAGCCCUACAGGUGCACAUUGUGGACAAAUAAAAACAACAGAUGCCAUCUCAAGAAGAUUUUAUUGGCCAGGAAUGUCUGUGGACAUCAAGAAAUGGGUAUGUUACAUAAGCAAUGGACUAAGGAAAGAAGUAAUACCAACUACAAGAUUUAAAUUUUAGAAAAAUAAAUGUCUAAGCAUUAUUUGUUUUACCAAUAAUAAUUGUCCAAUAACACUUUGCAUGUGUUAAAUUCUUGUUCACUAACUUCCCAGGUCUCUGAGUGCUCAUCCUGUCAGGCCAGUGGCCAAGCACUGACACAACCAUCAGUGUAUAGGAAUACAUAAUAAAAUAAAAAACAGGUUUAGUGAGACUACAUGGUCGUGUGCAGCAGUGGUUGAUUGUCCUGUUUUAUCUGUGCUCUCACAAAGGGCCUACAUUUUGAACAAGUUGAUGAAUAAAAUGUAUAUUUAUUAUACUAAACAUUUUACAAUAUACUGAGAAGCUAUUAUUUUUGCUUAACAAAAUACUGCUUUUAAAAUUUUUCCUGUGUUCUAUUAUUUUUAUUUAUUAAUCUAUUACGUCUUUCAUUUAAGGUUUCCCAUCCCUUUGAAUUAAUUGGGAUGGACCUCAUCGGAAAGCUGGCCGAAACAAAAUCUGGACACAAGUAUAUUUGUGUCAUGAUUGACUAUUUUACAAAGUGGCCACAGGCACUAAAAUCUAAAUCUGCACCUGAAGUUACGGGAUGCAUAAUUAAGUUUGUGCAUCAGUUUGAAGCCCCAAAAAGGAUUCUGACCGACCAAGGACGAGAAUUUGUAAAUUCUAUAAACCAAGAAGUGUGCAAAAUUCUUAAUAUAAAACGAAGCCUGUGUUCCUCUUACCAUCCCCAAACAAAUGGGUUGGUUGAAUAAAUGAAUGGGACCAUUCAAAGAGCUCUGAGGAAGGUUGUGGAUGGUCAUCCACACACUUGGGAUGAGUAUUUGGAUGCUGUGAUGUUUGGGAUUCGCACCAAAAAACAAAUUACAACACAGUAUUCCCCAUACUUCCUCAUGUUCGGAAGAGAGGCACGCUAUCCCUCAGAAGUCCCUGAACAUUACAUGAUUGACGGUGCUGUGGAGGACGUCAUUGGAGUGGAGGAGUUGGCAGAGGACCUUAAAAUCCAAGAAAGCUUGAGGAGCAUUGUCAGUGACAAUGUAUCCAAAAAACAAGAGAAAGCGAAGGGCAGAGCACAACAAAUUGGGACUGUGUUUAAACCUGGUGACCGAGUGUGGAGGCAGAACACACGCAGUCAGCAGAGAAAAGAUGUGCAAGAUGCUUUUACUGGGAAAAACAUAUUUGUCCUUCUGUCAAAAGUAAAUGCAUACAAGUUGUUUUACUUUGACAUUAAUAAAAUUGGUCCUGACAUGGAACUGGAGAGUCAGUCUAUUAACGCAUUUCUGGCAGCAAUGUGGCAGGGAAAAAGUCCUAGAUUAAAAAAGAUGAACCCAAUGAAUUAUGAAAUAAUUCUGGGAAUCAACAAUCAACACCACCACUGGACUUUAGUGGUGAUCUACCCACAAGAGAAAAAGUCUUUGUUCUUGAAUCCACUGGGGGAAUCAAAACAAGACAUCCAGAAAUGUUUGCAAAUCACAAGGGCAUUUAUGAGGAAGAAGGGGUGCAAUGUCUCACGUUGGACAUGUGACACAGUCAAGCAUCCAAAACAACAGGAUAGUACAUCAUGUGGUGUAUUUUCACUGAAGUUUGCAGAAAAAAUCCUAUCAAAGGAGGUUGUGGAUUUUCCUGUUUCCAAUGAGGCGGUCUACAGCAUGAGGUUGGAAAUUGCUGUGAGACUUAUCCUUAACAUUAAUAUUCUUAUUUUCAGUGUUUAUGACAAUUGUGAUCAUGAUUGCUAUUAUUUAUAGUACAGACCAA
This is a messenger RNA of Gambusia affinis (western mosquitofish), 3089 nucleotides long. RefSeq lists its product as uncharacterized. Gene Ontology annotation, cellular component: nucleus. Gene Ontology annotation, biological process: protein desumoylation. The transcript is spliced from 10 exons. Bases 2090 to 3079 code for a protein of 329 amino acids. The record is from RefSeq and is a predicted model, not a curated record. Lineage: Eukaryota; Metazoa; Chordata; Actinopteri; Cyprinodontiformes; Poeciliidae. Gene Ontology annotation, molecular function: nucleic acid binding; deSUMOylase activity.